Messenger RNA from Oncorhynchus tshawytscha (Chinook salmon), 6187 nucleotides. RefSeq names its product cytoplasmic FMR1 interacting protein 2 (gene cyfip2). Gene Ontology annotation, cellular component: neuron projection; synapse. Bases 192 to 3950 code for a protein of 1252 amino acids. Gene Ontology annotation, molecular function: small GTPase binding. Lineage: Eukaryota; Metazoa; Chordata; Actinopteri; Salmoniformes; Salmonidae. The transcript is spliced from 30 exons. The record is from RefSeq and is a predicted model, not a curated record. Gene Ontology annotation, biological process: cell morphogenesis; regulation of actin filament polymerization; cell projection assembly.
UGCUCUUUGUGUGGGGUGGAUUAUUCGGCUGUGCGCUGAGAGAAACGAGAGCAUCAAUCGGGGAAAAGGCCAGGAAAACUUCAAUAAAACAUAGGAUUUUCGUCGCACAGUGAGACAUUGUCCGCCCUAAUUAUCCUGGACGGACAUGCAAGUUGCAGACUGGCCGGUUGUGUGAGUGACCUCUUGUUACCAUGACGACCCACGUGACUCUGGAGGAUGCUCUGUCUAACGUGGAUCUGUUGGAGGAGCUGCCCCUCCCUGACCAGCAGCCCUGCAUCGAACCUCCGCCUUCAUCUAUCAUGUACCAGGCCAACUUCGAUACCAACUUUGAGGACAGGAAUGCGUUUGUAACGGGGAUAGCUCGCUACAUCGAGCAGGCUACUGUCCACUCUAGCAUGAAUGAGAUGCUUGAGGAGGGCCAUGAGUAUGCUGUCAUGCUCUACACCUGGAGAAGCUGCUCAAGAGCUAUACCACAGGUGAAGUGUAAUGAGCAGCCCAACAGGGUGGAGAUCUAUGAGAAGACUGUGGAGGUGCUGGAACCAGAGGUCACCAAGCUCAUGAAGUUCAUGUACUUCCAGCGUAAGGCCAUCGAGCGUUUCUGCGGGGAGGUGAAGCGUCUCUGCCACGCUGAGCGGAGGAAGGACUUCGUCUCUGAAGCCUACCUCCUCACCCUGGGCAAGUUCAUCAACAUGUUCGCUGUGCUCGACGAACUCAAGAACAUGAAGUGCAGCGUCAAGAAUGACCACUCUGCCUAUAAAAGGGCAGCUCAGUUCCUGAGGAAGAUGGCUGACCCUCAGUCCAUCCAGGAGUCACAGAACCUCUCUAUGUUUCUAGCCAAUCACAACAGGAUUACUCAGUGUCUGCAGCAGCAGUUGGAGGUGAUUCCUGGCUAUGAGGAGUUGUUAGCAGACAUUGUCAACAUCAGUGUUGAUUACUAUGAGAACAAAAUGUACCUGACGCCCAGCGAGAAACACAUGCUGCUCAAGGUGAUGGGUUUUGGUCUCUAUCUGAUGGACGGUAACGUCAGUAACAUCUACAAACUAGACGCCAAGAAGAGGAUCAACCUGGGAAAGAUCGACAAGUUCUUCAAGCUGCAGGUGGUGCCUCUGUUUGGAGAUAUGCAGAUAGAACUAUCACGUUACAUAGAGACCAGCGCCCACUACGAGGAGAACAAGUCCAAGUGGACGUGUACCCAGAGCUCCAUCUCUCCCCAGUACAACCUGUGUGAGCAGAUGGUUCAGAUUCGUGAUGACCACAUCCGGUUCAUCUCUGAGCUGGCUCGCUACAGUAACAGUGAGGUAGUGACCGGGUCAGGCCUGGACAGUCACAAGUCAGACGAGGAGUACAGGGAACUGUUUGACCUGGCACUCAGAGGGUUACAGCUGCUGUCCAAGUGGAGCACACACGUCAUGGAAGUGUACUCGUGGAAGCUGGUCCACCCAACAGACAAGUUCUGUAACAAGGACUGUCCUGGCACAGCGGAGGAGUAUGAGAGAGCUACACGUUACAACUACACCUCAGAGGAGAAGUUUGCCCUGGUCGAGGUCAUCGCCAUGAUCAAGGGACUGCAGGUGUUGAUGGGUCGUAUGGAGAGCGUAUUCAACCAGGCCAUAAGGAACACCAUCUAUGCAGCCCUGCAGGACUUUGCCCAGAUGACCCUCAGAGAGCCUCUACGUCAGGCUGUACGCAAGAAGAAGAACGUUCUCAUCAGUGUCCUGCAGGCGAUCCGUAAGACCAUCUGUGACUGGGAGGGGGCUCGGGAGCCUCCCAAUGACCCUUGUCUCAGGGGGGAGAAGGACCCCAAGGGAGGGUUCGACAUCAAGGUGCCCCGCAGAGCUGUGGGACCCUCGAGCACACAGCUGUACAUGGUUCGUACCAUGCUGGAGUCGUUGAUAGCUGAUAAGAGUGGUUCUAAGAAGACUCUACGCAGCAGUCUGGAUGGACCCAUAGUACUGGCUAUAGAAGACUUCCACAAACACUCCUUCUUCUUCACACACCUGCUCAACUUCAGCGAGGCGCUGCAGCACUGCUGUGACCUGUCUCAGCUGUGGUUCAGAGAGUUCUUCCUGGAGCUGACCAUGGGGCGCAGGAUCCAGUUCCCCAUCGAGAUGUCCAUGCCCUGGAUCCUCACAGACCACAUACUGGAGACCAAGGAGCCAUCCAUGAUGGAGUAUGUGUUGUACCCUCUGGACCUCUACAAUGACAGUGGCUACUACGCUCUGACCAAGUUCAAGAAACAAUUCCUCUACGAUGAGAUAGAGGCUGAGGUGAACCUGUGCUUCGAUCAGUUUGUCUACAAGCUGGCUGACCAGAUAUUUGCCUACUACAAAGCCAUGUCUGGAAGUGUCCUCCUGGACAAGCGUUUCAGGGCAGAGUGUAAAAACUAUGGUGUGAUCAUCCCCUACCCCCCCUCCAACCGUUAUGAGACCCUGCUCAAACAGAGACACGUACAGCUCCUAGGUCGCUCCAUCGAUCUGAACCGUCUGGUCACCCAGAGGAUCUCAGCAGCCAUGUACAAGUCUCUGGACCAGGCCAUCAGUCGCUUUGAGAGUGAAGACCUCACCUCCAUUGUGGAGUUGGAGUGGUUGAUGGACAUCAACAGACUGACUCAUCGUCUGCUCUCGAAGCACAUGACCCUGGACAGCUUCGACGCCAUGUUCCGUGAGGCCAACCACAAUGUGUCUGCCCCCUACGGCCGCAUCACGCUCCAUGUCUUCUGGGAACUCAACUUUGACUUCCUCCCCAACUACUGCUACAACGGCUCCACCAACCGCUUCGUUCGGACUGCCAUCCCCUUUACCCAGGAGCCUCAGCGAGACAAGCCGGCCAACGUGCAGCCGUACUACCUGUAUGGGUCUAAGCCUCUGAACAUUGCCUACUCACACAUCUAUAGCUCCUACAGGAACUUCGUAGGCCCGCCCCACUUCAAGACCAUCUGCCGUCUCCUUGGUUACCAGGGCAUCGCCGUGGUGAUGGAGGAGCUGCUCAAGAUAGUCAAGAGCCUGUUGCAGGGCACUAUCCUGCAGUAUGUGAAGACUCUGAUCGAGGUGAUGCCUAAGAUCUGUCGCCUGCCACGCCACGAGUACGGAUCCCCAGGUAUCCUGGAGUUCUUCCACCACCAGCUGAAGGACAUUAUAGAGUACGCAGAGCUGAAGACAGAUGUCUUCCAGAGUCUCAGAGAGGUGGGGAACGCCAUCCUCUUCUGUCUGCUCAUCGAACAAGCUCUGUCCCAGGAGGAGGUGUGUGACCUGCUUCAUGCAGCCCCCUUCCAGAACAUCCUCCCCAGGGUCUACAUCAAAGAGGGGGAGCGUCUGGAAGUCAGGAUGAAGAGGCUGGAGGCUAAGUAUGCUCCACUCCAUCUGGUGCCCCUCAUCGAGAGGCUGGGGACCCCUCAGCAAAUAGCUAUAGCCCGUGAGGGGGAUCUGUUGACCAAGGAGCGUCUUUGCUGUGGCCUGUCCAUGUUCGAGGUGAUCCUUACAAGGAUCCGUAGUUUCCUGCAGGACGCCGUGUGGCGAGGCCCGCCUCCCACCAAUGGCGUGAUGCAUGUGGACGAGUGUAUGGAGUUCCACCGCCUCUGGAGCGCCAUGCAGUUUGUUUACUGCAUACCCGUCGGCACUCACGAGUUCACCGCAGAGCAGUGUUUUGGUGACGGGCUGAACUGGGCAGGCUGUUCCAUCAUCGUGCUGUUGGGUCAGCAGCGCCGCUUUGACCUGUUUGACUUCUGCUACCACCUGCUCAAGGUGCAGAGGCAGGACAGCAAGGAUGAGAUCAUCAAGAACGUGCCACUGAAGAAGAUGGCUGACCGCAUCAGGAAGUACCAGAUCCUGAACAAUGAGAUCUUUGCCAUCCUCAACAAGUACAUGAAGGCUGUGGAGACCGAUAGUUCCACCGUGGAGCAUGUCCGCUGCUUCCAGCCACCUAUACACCAGUCCCUGGCCACAACAUGCUGAGAAGAACUCACACAUGCUACAAACACACGCUACACACAUAAGCCACACAUGUCCCACAAACUACACAUACACACACACACCAACCCAAAUCAUCACCACACAGUCUGCCUCUCUUUGGCCUCUCUUCAGACUCUCAGAGCCUUAAGAUUCCAGAGGUCUGUCUGACUGUACACCAUUUUGGCACCAAAUAUUCCAUACAAAUGACAUUCCAAUUUGCAUUCCAGAAUGCAACUGUCUUGGAACUUUUCGUGUCAACAUGGCGACCGUUAAAAAGUAUAAAUCUCGAACUGAGUUUUCUGAAGUCUGAAUAUUUUAGGCCCAUAACCACUGUCUAGUUUUAGAGGUGUGGGUGUUUUCAAAUGUUAGUUUUUCUGUUCCCAACCCAUGUGACUCUCACACCCAGACUCAGCAUCCCUUGUCCUGUCACUAGAGCUACAUGUCACAUGGAUGGGCUCAGUAAUACACAACUGCCAAUCCUGAGUGGUUACAGAUCUGCAGUAAUGCCCUGCUUCCCCUCUAGUCACAAUGAACAGUCUAUCAGAUACCUCUGAGAAACCAUUUAGUGAGCAUCAACAAUCAACCUACAUAAAAGAUGAUAGAUAUGCUGGAAUAAUCUCCAAAACCUCAAUGCAUACAAAUAAUCUGAUUCUGAAAUGACCUAUAACCUGAGAUUAUUAUUUCGUAGAUGACGUACGAAAGCAAACCCAACCUCCAUUUUAUUGAAUUGCUUCAUGAAGUCCACACGGGUGCUAAGUAUUAUGAUGAUACUUAAUUACACCAAAGUCAUCAGUGGCAUUUCCCCCCAUAACAUCCAUAAUACGAUCAUCACACAAGUCAAGGUGUCCAUUCAUUCAUCCCAGAGGCUAACGUGUCUGUGUCCCAAAUGGCACCCUAUUCCCUAUAUAGUGCACUACUUUUGACAAGCUCCUAUAAGGAAUAGGGUGCCAUUUGGAUGUAGCCCCACAUCUCCCUGGACAUACCCAUGCUUAGUAAACCAGUGUCAUAGGAGUAGUUAGCCACACCUCUUCUCUCCUCACACAACCCUACUGUUUCAAAUAGCAUAACAAGGACACUUGACUGCAUAACAAGGACACUUGACUGCAUAACAAGGACACGUGGCUGCAUACCAAGGACACGUGGCUGCAUACCAAGGACACGUGACUGCAUACCAAGGACACGUGACUGCAUACCAAGGACACGUGACUGCAUACCAAGGACACGUGACUGCAUACCAAGGACACGUGACUGCAUAACAAGGACACGUGACUGCAUAACAAGGACACUUGACUGCAUAACAAGGACACUUGACUGCAUAACAAGGACACUUGACUGCAUAACAAGGACACGUGACUGCAUAACAAGGACACUUGACUGCAUAACAAUGACACUUGACUGCAUAACAAGGACACGUGACUGCAUAACAAGGACACGUGACUGUAUAACAAGGACACGUGACUGCAUAACAAGGACACGUGACUGCAUAACAAGGACACGCUUUUCUUAGUUGCUUUAUUUAUUUUUUACUUAUUUGGGGGGUUUUAGCCUCUGAGUAUAAUUUUUAUUCAGUUCCAUUCUCCGUUGGAAAUGUCACUUGAACUAAAAAGAGAAGUGUUGAGUGUUGUAAUUGUUAUUGUUUUUAAUUCAUUAUUGAUAAUUACAUUUUUCAUCCUUGGUAUAACUUUCCUCUUCUACUGAUGAGAAUCCUAAUCCUCACCUACUUUUUGAUUUCUCUCUGUCUUGUCAGUUUAUUGAACAUUUUUAUAUUCUGUAUGUGUGCUUAAUACAGUGAUAUUGUUUACCAUUUUUUAAAUUAUUGACAACAUCUUCAUCUGCACGUGUGUGUUUUUUUUGUUUUGUUUUUCCGGAGUAAAAAAAACGUUAGAAAUAAUUCUUGGUUGUCAAAUAACAAAAGAGACCAGGAUGACUUUACUGUAUUAGAUAGAUUUGUUCAGAGAGUGAAUGGAAGAUGUUGGUAGUAUCACACGACCAAUCCAACUCCUGUACAGUUCAUUCCCUCUAUAGAAGAAGAAUUAAAGCAAUCAAUAAGUUGCAUUUUCACUGUUUAGGUACGAAUUACAAAUUAUUAUUAAUUAAUUAUUAUUAUUAAGUACGAAUUUUUUCUUUAGCAGUGUUAUCAGUCCUUUGACCCUGUUUUUUAUUCUUAUGAAGGAAAGUUAAUCGUUACACCCAUGAAGGAGCGACCAUAUUUUCAGUUUGAAUAAAAAAACCGAAAUGAA